CCGGGGGUGAGGUACCUACCCCUGUACGAGCACAGCGAUAGCGGCAGGGAUCAGACAUGGUUGCUCUAUGGUACCACUGCUUGCCCCCAUGCCACUUUGCGUUGCAUUCACUGGACGAUGUGGCGUAUUUCAUGGCACUUGCAUCUGGAGCUCUCUCUUUUUCCCUUGGGAGCUUGACUUGGGUUCCGCCGAGGAGUAUGAUGGGAUUCCUCUUCCGGCAACCCUUCUCUCAGGUGUUAUUAUGUGAUGGCUGGGAAACCCAGGCCAUGCUGCACUGGUGACGGCGCGGCUCAUCUCGCCGCUUGCUGAUAUGUAUUUGGCAAGCUGCUGCCCUCCACUGCUACCUAGCUGCAGGUCAGUCUCUUCUUGUUCUUUGCCAGCCCCUUUCUCCAAGGGCGGAAGCAGUCGGUCUUUUACAGCAAGCUUGGCCGGGCCUGGAUUGGCGUUUCCGUAGUCGCACAGCAGUUUGUGGGCACUCGAAAAGCCGUUAGACCUACUGUCUACGAGCAACCACUACGGCAUAGUAACUACACAACUCACAACUUGGGUGCCAGCUACCUACUCUUCACUAUAGUUGUAGGCGUCUGUAACCCGUACCUGCUGCACGCAAGUCAGUUCAGGCUUGACACGCGUGAAUCGCUGGAGAAGCUCAAGUGAUAUCUACAGGGUCAAGAUUGCCUCCUAUAACGCGAAAACAUGGUCCUAGCAUGGCAGUCAUGGGCUACUGCAGCCCUGGCGCUCAGUCGAUUCGUUUCUGGCGCCGAGGGGCAGUCCCUCCAAAGUCGCAAUGUGACGUCUGAGAUCGAGGCAGGAAUAUUACUUCACUGCAAGCACAAAGAAGGCUACCUCUGCUUCGAUCAUUGCUUUGAAGGCGGCCAGGGAAGCUGUGCUGCAUACUUUGAGAGCAAGGAGGUGCCGUCCAAGACCAUAAUAUCGACUGUAACGUCUUUGUUCACAGAUACGGCAACUGUAACUAAGACGUCGACUACAACUGAGACCUUGAUUGCAACUGCGAUUUCAACUGUAACGAAAACUUCAACUGUUCAAUCGAUUGUUUUGGUCACAGACACUGUCACUGCAUCUUUCACAGCAACAAAGACGGCAACAGAGACUGCAACCGCCACGGAGACAGCGCGACAAACCACACGGCUGACCACGACAGCAACCACAACGAGCCUGUCAACUGUGCUAACAACGUUCCCGCCCAUGACGGUUACCAUGACUCUCUCGGGGUCAACAGUUUUCAGCACCAUUUCAGCAAGCACUAUGACACGCGUUGAGACUGUAGAGAUAAUCCAAACCAUCACUCUAGCUCCAGAGACAAUCAUCCUGGCCACAACAACACCUUCGCCAGUAUCUGCCUGCCCGGCACCUACAGCAGCAGCUCUCGCGGCCCCUCGAUCUAGAAAUUCCACUCUGAAGUGGGGAUGUGAGCCCGGCUACGUCUGCAGUCCUCCCAAGCCAGACGGCUGCAACGCUUGGGGCAGUUGUCCUCCAAAGGAGUACGUUUGCGAGCCACAGUAUUGCCUGCCUGCUCCGCGGCCUCAGCUAGCCCCUGAGACAAGCGACAACGAGACCGGCUGGAUGCCUCCCAAUCCCUCUUACUUCAAUUUGGAUCCCACAAAGUUUGGACUCACGGGCUCCAUCUUUGAGAAGUACGAGGUAAUCCAGGUGGUUGAAGGACAGACAACAACAGUGACCACCGGCGACUGGACUCCCCAUGCCUCCGUGGCCCAAGCCACAGCCGCUCCAGGCAGCCCAGCCUUGCAUACGUACAAAACCAGGAAGCGCGAGGACAAGCUCAUUGGCCCACGCAAGAUCUUGUCUUGGAAGAACCUGAGGAAUGUCAUGAAGCGUGCAAAGAGAUUUUAUCGGCGGCAGAACGGGGCGCGCCUCCCCGAAAGAAUGGCCCUCUGUUUCCAGCCAUGCAACACGGCUUUCCUUGAAGCCCAAGACAUAGGUUUGCGUCCACGACUUUGCGUGGAAGGCUCCUCGUACCAGAACAGCGUGAAUGGCUGCUGGGAAUGCCUUGACCUGUGGAGGAAUGAAACACAGACGGGUAGCGUCAGGGAAUACGUUGGAGACCAGUUCGAAGAAUAUCUCGCGUACUGCGAUGUCAACGACGGCACAACCCCGCCAUCGGGUCCGCAGAGUAUCGUAUCAACAGAACCAGGUCUCACAUCGGCUUCUCAAGGCGGAGCUAUCACGAGCGGAGCGCCCAUUCCGAUCAGUUCAACCUCGACCUCGACUUCAGGCUCGGCUUCAGACUCUUCUUCGGCCUCGUCUUCGGCCUCGUCUUCAUCCUCGACUUCAGCCACUACUACGCCGCCAACGACUAGCCCUGGCCCGACAUCAACGGGCUCCGGUCCACCGUCGACCACGGCAACACCUCGGACCACACCAUCCGUUCCGGUGGUGUCUACCACGUCAUCGCCACCGACUGUACCGACUGCUGGGGCAGUCUUCUUGAGGAGCAAUCCAGUCACUGCCCUUUUGUUGACGCUGCUUGUAGUCAUGAUUGGUCAAACUUGAGCCUGCCAGUGUAUUCACUCUGUUUGAGCUUGAGGUAUUUUGUUUUCUUAGUCCUUCCCUCUGCUCUACUAAUAUGUAAUCCGGUCUUAAUAAUUUUAAACCUGAAACAAGGUUGAGAUAUGAGCAUGUCUCAGCCCUAUGGGUCGUAUUUUCUUUCUCUAUUCCCGAUAUACUUACUCUCUUGGGCUAUAUCCCAGUACGAAUACAUUCCUUCAUAGGUUAUAGAAGCAGCCGUUGGAUCUUGGAGUUUGACUUCAGGAAGGACUGAAAUUGGACAAGUUUGAUCCAAGUUAUAGCAAAUGGUUUGGGAGGACGAUACCCUAUUUCUCAUCACUCUUUAAAUGCUUCAUGGCGGGACAGCCUGUUCCUAUCGCGAUGAGCCCCCGUUGUUCAUAUAUAUAUAUACCAACUUCAGUAUUGCAAAGGCAAACUGGUUUAACGAUAGAUGACCAUUCGAUAACCAAACACUUUAUUAUAAUUGUUGCCUGCUCAACGCGACGCCAUUUAGUGGUCUGUCUUUGCUAGCACGUUAAAUCAGAAAGGAAAUUAUGCUCCUUAUCCAAGAUGACUUGGCCGGUACUUAUAUCCUUUCGAAAUGCUCGGCAAUAUCCACGCACCACACCGUUCACCCCUUUUUCCUAUCUUCAUCGCUUCAUGUCAACAACAUAUCCGCUAGCUGUUUAGCCCCAUGGCAGGCUCUCAACCGAGACAGAGUUAGGUUUUCAGGCGGGUCUUCAAACCUGCCGAUAUCAACUUCCUUGUAGUCGAUCACUUCUGCUGACAUCACAUGUCUCCUUGUCAUGUUUUGCCAGCGACGGAAGUGACAUUCCCGCAAUGACAAGUUUAUAUGCCUGGAGGGGAAACCCAGGUCUCAAGCAGAUAGUCCGUAUAUAUUCAUUGGCGCCUAGAGACUAGAUAUUCACCAUAAGAGUUGGGUCCCAAGGAAGACCGUCCCGAGGUGGCCUGAGGGUGCUGUCACGGCAUACCAUCAAAUAAGGUCGAUCGUAAGGGCAAUACGUGAACCCACAAGAGCCAGAUCCCGAACACGUCGCUAUCUUGUUGAAGAUGGUAACCCGGAAAUUUCAUAUAUGCCACGUGCCGUAGUCAAGGUCCACGGAUAAAAUGGAGAUUAUCACAUGGAUCACCAGAAUGAAGACAAGCCCGCAUAGAAAUGAGAGAGUAAUGAACUGUCUAUGACCAAGAGAAAAGAGACAUGGAAAUACGCUACCGGACGGGGCUGUUUAAAUAUAUAAUGCGAAGGGUAGAGAAAGAAGAAGAGCCAAUAAGGAACACAUGAACGGUCCGAUACUAAAGAAGAAAAGAAAAAGAAAAAAAAAAAAAAAAAAACAGUAAAUGUUAGUAGCAGUUCAGGUAGACUCAAUAUAGAAACGGUCCC
Messenger RNA from Pyricularia grisea, 3928 nucleotides. RefSeq lists its product as uncharacterized. The transcript has 3 exons. Bases 697 to 2532 code for a protein of 611 amino acids. Lineage: Eukaryota; Fungi; Ascomycota; Sordariomycetes; Magnaporthales; Pyriculariaceae. The record is from RefSeq and is a predicted model, not a curated record.